Bipolaris sorokiniana ND90Pr is the source of this 1549-nucleotide messenger RNA. RefSeq lists its product as uncharacterized. The transcript has a single exon. The record is from RefSeq and is a predicted model, not a curated record. Gene Ontology annotation, molecular function: protein binding. Bases 358 to 1491 code for a protein of 377 amino acids. Lineage: Eukaryota; Fungi; Ascomycota; Dothideomycetes; Pleosporales; Pleosporaceae.
AGACCUGGUGCAGGCACAGAAAAAGAUUGCUGACGUUCUCUCUGGUCAGUCUACAGGUUUUUCGUAGUCGUACUAGCGCAAAUUAAUACUAAUACUUGCAAACAUGCUUGACCUCCAAGGCACUGCAGCAAAGCACCAUGUUGUUGCAGAAGAGCAUUUAGACAUUGCGCGGGAGCAUUUAGAGAUGCAACACACCGUACGCGAACAGGAGUUCUCGGAUCGCCAAAAAGAUUAUCUCCAGUUAUUUCGUCUUACCAAGAGCACUCAAGAUGCCACAUACGAGUGGUACAAGAAUCGCGUAGAAGAUCGAGCAGAAGGCACGUGCAGUUGGUUUCUGGAACACGCCCACUUUCAAGAAUGGCUCAAACAAGUCUCGGGGCCGCUGCUAGUCUCCGCAGACCCUGGGUGUAUCUGAUAUUUGACUAUUUGAAGUCCGAAGGUUUCAAGAAGUCUAAGAAGGGGGUCCAGUCAGCUAUCAAAUCGUUACCAACAACUGUCAGCCAGGUGUACCAGAAGAUCUUCAGCAAAUCUAAAGAUCAGCCAAUAGUCCGCAGGGUCUUGGCCGUCCUGUUGGCCGCAGGGCGAGCAUUAACGGUCUUAGAGCUGAAUAUCGCCACAGAGAUACAAGGAACUACGCAGUCGUGGGAAGAUCUGGACCUUGAAAAAGAAGAAGACUUCAAGUCUCGUCUAAGAUCGUGGUGUGGGCUGUUCAUCUCAGUCUAUGAUGGGAAGGUCUAUUUUCUUCAUCAGAUCGCCCGCGAAUUUCUCUUGGCGGAUGUAUCACCAUCUACGAGUGUGCCCCAAAAGGUGCGAUGGGAACACUCAAUUGCAAUGCAUCACGCGCACAAGAUUCUUGCAGAGUAUUGUCUACAUUACAUCAGUUUCUAUAGCCCAUUAAAAAGACUCGGAACAAAUAACACAUGGCUGCCAGGUGCUCGAUAUUUUGGCACAGAAAGCUUCUUCCAUUACUCUAGGAAGUUCUGGAUGAUACACUUCCGAGAAGCCGAAUUAAACACAAGCAAAGAUGCUGUAUUGUUCAAGCUUGGAUUGAAAGUAUCUAAUCCGGAGUCUUUGUGUUUCCCGGGAUUGACGGGAAUGCAUGCUUCCUAUUACAGUUAUGACGUCAUUCCUGAACACCAUUUGACUAUUGUGUCAUCUUUCGGGCACGAUGAAAUUGUUCAGAUGCUUCUCGACAAGGGCGCCAACGCUAACGCCCAGGGCGGAAAGUACUACGGUAAUGCGCUACAUGCGGCUUCAUUCAUAGGCCACGAGCGGGUAGUUGAGCUACUAUUUAACGCGGGCGCCAACGUUAAUGACCGUGUUAAUGACCUAGGUGAAUCCUCCAGCAGCGCGCUACGGAGAGCCUCAAGGCACGGCUAUGAGCGGAUAGUCGAUAUGCUUCUCAACGCAAGUGCUCUCUAUCCAGAGUCGUCUGACAAUGAUAGCGUCAAAUCAUCUGACGGCGAAACUCCAUGGGAGCUACUACCUUAAGAAUAUCCUAUAUAGAAACCAUCCGGGUCCUAGUUCUUCAGUUAAUUGCGUUCACUGU